Molecule: messenger RNA, 1877 nt
Organism: Nezara viridula (southern green stink bug)
Lineage: Eukaryota; Metazoa; Arthropoda; Insecta; Hemiptera; Pentatomidae
Source: the annotation of a GenBank genome assembly
AUUUUCAGUAGCUGAUGAAAAGAACAGCUGUUCUGGUCAUUGAAAGUUGUGAAUGUUGAAGAUAUUCGAGAUUGUUCAGUUGAUUAUUUUUUCAAACUGUCUCUAGUAAAAGACAAUGGCAAGCACUUUAACCAGAGCAGUUUUUACCAAGCCUAAUCUUAAUCAAGUAGCUGUUCCUCUUGGGAAUGUUCUUGUUAGAAAACAACAAACUGCUCCACCACCAACCAAGGAGAAAUAUGGUCCUCUCGCUGAUGAAGAUAGAAUUUUUACAAAUUUGUAUGGCCGCCAUGACUGGAGGCUUAAAGGUGCUGUGAAGAGAGGUGAUUGGUAUAAAACCAAAGAAAUUAUCGAUAAAGGAGCAGACUUCAUAAUAAAUGAGGUUAAAAAUUCAGGACUGCGAGGCAGAGGAGGCGCAGGCUUCCCCUCUGGAAUGAAAUGGAGUUUUAUGAAUAAGCCCUCUGAUGGAAGGCCGAAAUACCUUGUUGUUAAUGCUGACGAGGGUGAGCCUGGUACUUGCAAGGAUAGAGAAAUAAUGAGGCAUGAUCCACAUAAAUUGGUCGAAGGAUGUCUUAUUGCUGGUCGGGCCAUGGGAGCUAGAGCAGCAUAUAUAUAUAUCCGUGGUGAAUUUUAUAAUGAAGCUUCUAAUAUGCAGGUUGCCAUAGCCGAAGCAUACCAGGCAGGGCUCAUUGGAAAGAAUGCCUGUGGCUCUGGCUACGAUUUUGAUGUAUUUAUGCAUAGAGGCGCUGGAGCCUAUAUCUGUGGCGAGGAAACUGCUCUGAUUGAGUCACUGGAGGGAAAACAGGGCAAGCCCAGGCUAAAGCCUCCUUUCCCAGCCGAUGUUGGUCUCUUCGGUUGCCCGACUACAGUGACAAAUGUUGAAACUGUAGCUGUUUCACCGACUAUCCUUCGCAGGGGUGGAAAAUGGUUUGCUGGCCUUGGCCGCCCUCGUAAUUCUGGUACAAAACUAUUCAACAUUUCUGGACAUGUUAAUACUCCUUGCACAGUUGAGGAAGAAAUGUCCAUUCCACUGAGGGAAUUGAUUGAAAGGCAUGCUGGUGGUGUUCGAGGAGGCUGGGAUAAUCUUCUUGCUAUUAUACCUGGCGGCUCUUCAACCCCUCUUAUUCCUAAAGAGGUUUGUGAUAAUGCGAUCAUGGAUUUUGAUGGAUUGUUGGCUUGCCAGACGAGCUUGGGAACUGCAGCUAUUAUUGUGAUGGACAAGUCUACCGAUAUUGUUAAAGCCAUCAGUCGCCUGAUAAUGUUCUACAAGCACGAAUCGUGCGGCCAGUGCACUCCAUGCAGAGAGGGUAUCAACUGGAUGUAUAAAAUCACAGAAAGGUUUGUGACUGGUAAUGCCCAGCCCGCAGAAAUUGACAUGCUUUGGGAACUAAGCAAGCAAAUUGAAGGUCAUACCAUUUGUGCUCUGGGAGAUGGUGCUGCUUGGCCCGUUCAGGGUCUCAUAAGGCACUUCAGGCCCGAGCUGGAAGCAAGAAUGAAGAAAUUCCAUGAGAGUAAUCCUCAGCGCCGAGCUGCCGCUAAUUAGAUUAAUUUUUACUCUUUAAAUACGUAGUACAUUGCCUCGAUAUGAUUAUCAAAUGUUUAAAUUAAUGUACUAAGUGAGAUACCUACAGUUUGUGUAUAAUAACUUAUAGAAUUUGGCUAUUUAACUUGAGCUCCACAGAAAAAUUGCCUCCUUGUUUGUUUUAUUGCAAUAGAUAAUAUAAAUUAAUUUAUAUUUUAUCCUUCUUCUUAAGUGUAUAAUGCUCAUGAUGUUUUUAUUUAAUUUAUUUGUAAAUACUCAUGGAUGGUGUGAUCAAAGUUUCAUUUUUAGAUUAUGAUUUUACUGUUUAAUUUCUGAAAAUAAAAAUUUAUUUAAUGUU